Amblyraja radiata (thorny skate) is the source of this 999-nucleotide messenger RNA. RefSeq names its product interleukin-12 subunit beta-like. The transcript is spliced from 8 exons. Gene Ontology annotation, molecular function: protein binding. Bases 1 to 999 code for a protein of 332 amino acids. The record is from RefSeq and is a predicted model, not a curated record. Lineage: Eukaryota; Metazoa; Chordata; Chondrichthyes; Rajiformes; Rajidae.
AUGGGCAAAAUGAUUGAAUGUCACUGGGACCUUGAGGGCAGCUCUCUGCUUCUUCCUCAAAAUAGCGAGGAGGAAAAUAUUACUUCCGCAAUGUGUUGUGUACUCCUCCGUCUUCUCAUUUCCAUCGCUCUGUUGGGCCGAUACUCCGCGCUGGACAGAUACCCAGAGAAUCUGAGCGUUGUGAAACGGACGAGGGUCUUCAGUGUCGACUGCAAAGGGUCUUCGGACAUGAACGUCAGCUGGAAGAUGGAUGGUGAGACACUGCAGACGUCCGGGCACCUCGUCCUGGAGAACGUGGACCAGCCGGAGGCCGGCAACUAUACCUGCUGGCAGAACGGCAGCUUGGUGAAGCACACCUACCUGGUGAUCAGCGAGGAAGACCAGUCACCCAUCUUUCAGUCCAAGCAAGUGCAAUGUGGUACAAGAACGUUCGCAGGUCUCAUUACCUGUUCAUGGCAAACUCACGGCCCAGCCUUCUUCAAAGUGAGGUACUGCAGAAGGAAUUCCGGAGUUGUGUCGGAAUGUUCCUACCGUCAUUUAAACUACUCCAGCUCUGGCACCGAGCACCACCUCAAUUUUUCCGAGGAUGACUACUCCCCUUACGCAGAGGAAUACGAUCCCAUCACCUUUAUUGUGGAGGCCGUAACCAGUGUCUCGUACCAGAGCCUUCAAACGACCUUCUAUGUGGGUGAUAUCGUGAAGCCAGAUCAUCCUCAGUUAUUGUCGGUCGAGCCGAAACAAAAAAAGUUCAUCGUCUCCUGGAGUUAUCCCCAGAACUGGAUCAAACCCUACUCCUACUUUCCUCUGGCCUUCGAUGUCGAGAGCAAACCCAACAAGAAUAACAGGAAAUGCAAGGUCAUGCUGGAAGACCUCAACAUCCCAAAGAUCACCGUCCCGAGAGCUUGCAAGGUUCGCAUCAGAGCAAAGGACAGGUUCCUGAGUUCGCCUUGGAGUGAGUGGAGUGACUGGGUUCACAUUAAGACCAAAACGACAACAUAA